Messenger RNA from Tachyglossus aculeatus (Australian echidna), 2367 nucleotides. RefSeq names its product protocadherin gamma-A10-like. Gene Ontology annotation, molecular function: calcium ion binding. The coding region runs from base 1 to 2367 and encodes 788 amino acids. Gene Ontology annotation, biological process: homophilic cell-cell adhesion. The record is from RefSeq and is a predicted model, not a curated record. Lineage: Eukaryota; Metazoa; Chordata; Mammalia; Monotremata; Tachyglossidae. Gene Ontology annotation, cellular component: plasma membrane. The transcript is spliced from 3 exons.
AUGGCGGCUCGGCAGAGGUUCUGGCACCGCAGCGGGCGAAUCCUGCUUUGUCUGCUCCUGGGGAUGCAGUGGGAGACGGGGUCCGGACAGAUCCGUUAUUUGGUGCCCGAGGAAACGGAGAAAGGCUCUUUCGUGGGGGAUGUGGCCAAGGACCUGAGACUGGAGCCCGGAGAGCUGUCGGAGCGCCGCGUCCGCAUUGUUUCCAGAGAAGUGGAAAUUACUGAUGUAAAUGAUAAUCCUCCCCGCUUCCGCGAAGAGGAACUAGAAAUAAAAAUCAGUGAAAACGCAGCGCCAGGGAUUCGACUUCCCCUUCCCGAAGCGCAUGACCCGGACGUGGGGGCGAAUUCCCUGCAGAGCUACCAGCUCAGCCCGAGCCGGCAUUUCUCUCUGGAUGUGCAAAGCGGAGCUGACGGGACCACGAAUGCGGAGCUGGUGCUGGAGCGGGUCCUGGACCGGGAGGAGGAGGCUGUUCACCACCUCGUCCUCACGGCCUCGGACGGGGGAGAUCCGGUCCGGUCGGGCACCGCGCGCAUCCGUGUGACAGUCCUGGAUGCGAAUGACAACGCUCCGGUCUUUACUCAAUCUGUUUAUCAGGUGAGAGUCAGGGAGGACGUUCCCAUGGGGACCCAGGUGGUCACGGUAAACGCCACGGACCCGGACGAAGGAGUCAAUGGCCAUGUGACAUAUUCGUUCCGAAAAAUAACGGAUAAGACUUCUCGAAUGUUCCAGCUGAACUCCACAACUGGAGAGGUGUCGAUUUUGGCAAAUCUCGAUUUUGAGGAAUCUGAAUUUUAUGAGAUGGAAGUUCAAUCCCAGGACGGUGGGGGUCUUCGGGCCCGAGCAAAAGUUCUGGUGACAGUCGAAGAUGUGAAUGACAACACUCCGGACGUGACCAUCACCUCUCUCACCAGUUCAGUUCCCGAGGACUCUCCCCCGGGGACGGUAAUUGCCCUUUUAAACGUGCACGACCGAGACUCUGGGGACAACGGCCUCGUCACGUGUUCCAUCCCCAAUAAUCUGCCCUUCAAAUUGGAAAAAUCAAUAGAUAGUUAUCUCCGUCUAGUGACGGACCGAACCCUAGACAGGGAGCUGGUCUCGAAUUACAACGUGACGGUGACGGCCACAGACCGAGGGUCCCCGCCCCUUUCUGCUCAAACUCACAUCUUCCUGCGUGUGACAGAUACCAACGACAACCCGCCUGCCUUCGAGCAGACAGCCUAUUCCGUCUACAUUCCCGAGAACAACCCCCGAGGCGCAUCCGUUUUCCGUGUGACCGCCCGGGACCCCGACAGCGAAGAAAACGCGCGAGUCACUUACUCCAUCAGUGAGGAACCCGGCCAAGGACCUCCUCUGUCCUCCUACGUGUCCAUUAACUCGGAGACUGGGGUCCUGUACGCUCUGCGCUCCUUCGACUACGAGCAGUUCCGGGAGCUGCAGCUGCAGGUCACCGCACGGGACGGCGGGACCCCGGCCCUCAGCAGCAACGUGUCGGUGACUCUUCUGGUUCUGGACGAAAAUGACAACGCCCCGGAGAUCCUGUACCCCUCCUUGCCCACCGACGGUUCCACCGGGGUGGAGUUGGCUCCGCGCUCGGCCGAGCCGGGAUACCUGGUGACCAAAGUGGUGGCAGUGGACGGCGAUUCGGGCCAGAACGCGUGGCUGUCCUACCGCCUGCUCAAGGCCACGGACCCGGGCCUCUUUACGGUGGGGCUGCACACGGGCGAGAUCAGGACGGCCCGGAGCUUCCUGGACAAGGAUGCCCUCAAGCAGAGCCUCGUGGUGGCGGUCAGGGACAACGGGGAGCCUCCUCUCUCUGCUACCGUCACUGUCACGGUGGCCGUGGCCGACAGCAUCCCCGAGAUCCUGUCGGAUCUGAGCAGCCUCUCGACGCCCGCAGACCCCGAGUCCAGCCUCACGCUGUACCUGGUGGUCGCGGUGGCCGCCGUGUCCUGCCUGUUCUUAGCCUUCAUCAUCGUGCUGUUGGCCCUGAGGCUCCGCAGGUGGCGAGCCGCGCGGCUGCUGGAGUCUUCGAGCGGGUAUCUGGGUGGCGUCCCGGCCUCACACUUUGUGGGCAUCGACGGGGUCCGAGCUUUCCUCCAGACUUAUUCCCACGAGGUGUCCCUGACCACAGACUCCCGGAAAAGCCAGUUGCUCUUUCCUCAACCCAAUUAUUCUGACACUCUGGCUAGCCAGCGGACUUGUGAGAAAAAGGAGCCUCUCUUAGUGGCUGAGGAUUCAGGUUUUAGCAAUGGAGAUCAAAGUUUCCUCCAGAUGUCAGCGGCUACCAAAGAAACCACCUGCGGGGUCCUGGCACUAAAGGACAGUUUCAGCACUGAGCUGUCGUCAGUGCGGCUGUCCAGCACGUGA